Messenger RNA from Uranotaenia lowii, 5080 nucleotides. RefSeq names its product protein AF-9-like. The record is from RefSeq and is a predicted model, not a curated record. The coding region runs from base 282 to 2828 and encodes 848 amino acids. NCBI's taxonomy places the organism in Eukaryota, Metazoa, Arthropoda, Insecta, Diptera, Culicidae. Gene Ontology annotation, cellular component: super elongation complex. Gene Ontology annotation, biological process: regulation of DNA-templated transcription. The transcript has 3 exons.
CGUGAUCCGUCUCCAUUUCUGUCGCUUCUGUGGAACACAGAUUGGGUGAAGACGAGGCUCUUUUCCUUCCGCUGAACUAAAUUGGGGAGUGAAUAGAGAGAGAGAGACAAGAAAAAGCUUUUUCCAGUCGAAAAUCACCUUUUCGAGUCGAUAAUUCUAGUGCAAUAUGGUGGCUACUUUGGAAAGUUUCGCCUAAUUUGCGUUGCAUCGCAGAGAUAACCAGUGAGAAAUCCAACUAGCCCGUAACUUUACCAGGUGUGCGCAACAUUCGGGGCAUCACCAUGGCAGUGCGUGUUUCGUUUGAAAUAGGCCAUGCAGCUAACAUGAAGGCGCGACCGACUUCUGAAGGCUACACCCAUGAUUGGGAGAUGUUCGUGCGGGGCGUGGACGGAGCCGACAUCAGUCACUACGUGGAUAAGGUCGUAUUCAAUCUACAUGACUCGUUUCCGAAACCAAAACGAGUUCUGAAAGAGCCGCCGUACGUUGUAAAAGAGCAAGGCUACGCAGGUUUCAUUCUUCCUGUCGACAUUUACUUCAAGAACAAGGGAGACGAUCCCAAGAAGAAGGUGUACAGCUAUGAUUUGGACUUGACCCAGUACAAGGCUCAAACGGAACAUUACGUAGUCAGCAAUCCGUCUGAUGAUUUCAAGAGGAAAUUACUCAAAGGUGGAGGAGUGCUACUGGGCAGUGGAUCCUCAUCUGGAGAUUAUAAAAACCGACACAGCAACAGCGGAGCGGUUGACAAGAGUGGUUCUUCACAAGAUAAGAAAUAUAAGAAAGGUUCAGGCGAUGAUUCUAAAGUGCAGAACACGUUCGCAAAUUUGUUCGGUACACCGAUUACCAAAGGUAGUAAUAAAGUUUCUCCAGACCCGAAGCAAAAUUCCUCGUCAUCCAGCAAAAUUCCGCCAAGUGGAGGCGGCAGUGGAAGUAGCAAAAGCCAGCAGGCAACGCAGAAAGGAGACCGGUCCACUUCUAGUUCUUCGUCCAAAGAUAAAGACAAGAGCGAAAAGGACAAGUCUUCGAAACAUAAACAUUCGAGUCCCAAUAAGGAAAAGGAUUCUAAAAAGUCGUCUAGUGAGGAUAAGCAUAGCAAGGAAAAGAAAGACAAAAGUCAUUCGAAGGAAAGAGACAAGGUGAAGGAGAAAACUUCAAGCUCAAGUUCAUCUGCAACGUUUCAGAAACGACCGUCGAGUCCGAAGCGAAACAAUGCGGCUAUUAUUCCACCACCAGUGUCGGCGAAUAGCCCUUCGACGAAACGACAUUUAUCACCAGCCGUCGCACCAACAUUUGUGCCACCGGUUGCCAACAGCAGUUCCAAAGCAGAAGAAAAAAGCACCAGCAAGCACAGCGGUGGCGAUAAGGAGAAAAAGAAAGAUAAAAAAGAGAAGAAAAGCUACGACAAAGACAAGGAACGUAGCGAGAAGAAGGAUCGUGAUCAGAAGAAAGAAAAGGAUCACGAAAAGAUUACGAGCACUGCUCCAAGUUUAGAUAAGCCCAAAUCGGAUUUGAUAAAACCGAGCAAAUUGGAUAUGGCUAAAAUAGAGUCGAAACUCUAUGGAAAAGAAAAGGAAAUCGUGAAGGAGCAGCCGAAACCAAUAGAGCCAUCUGGUAUGGCCGUUCCCUCUGGGCAGCAUCCCACCGGUCAACCCCAGAAUGUCUCGGAAGCCGCUAAGCGAGUUGAAAAAUCAGAUGUCAAAGAAAAAGAUAAAGAAGAACGUAAACAUAAACACAAGAAAAAAGAUAAGUCUAAAGAUAAGGAAAAAGAUCGAUCAUCCAGUAGCAAAGACAAGAAAGAAAAGAAGGAUAAAGAAAAAUCCUCCAGUAGUAAAUCCACUUUCCAGACACCACCCAUAGUUCGGGAGCCAGAAACGGUGUCACCUAUCAAACCAGCAAAAUUGACCGAUCCUGCAAAAUCAACGCAAGCAAAUGAGAGGGAAACUCAAAGUGCUGCACCUCCAAAACCAUCUCCCUUGGAACUCAUCGGAGACAACAGCAGCGACUCUGAAGUGGACAGCCCGCCGUCCAUAAUCAACGACAAAGAUUCAGAAAACUCAAACAGUAGCAUUUCAGAUCUCUUGGUAACACGUCCGCCCUCAGCCGCAACAGCCCAACAAAGUCGACAGCCAGAGCAAAGGCAUGUUCCUGAACCUCAACCCCCGCCAGUCUCUGCGGAAACGGCUAAAACAGAAAAAAGUCAUCAUAAAAAUAAAAAAGAUAAAUCCAAAGCAACUACUGUCGAUGGUGGCAAAGAGGAAAGCAAAAAGCGGAAACGUAAAAACAAAGAUCCAGAGUCAAACGACAAGGCGAAAGAUAAGAAAACUGCUGUGUCUACUGCACAACAGAGGAGCCCCUCGCCGCCGUCACCUCCACCAGCAACGCAAAUGGAACCUCCUAUGAAAAAACCCAAACGAGAUGACACCUACAAACGGGACGAAUCUCCUGUGCCAGCGAACAACAACAAUAACAACUCGAAAAUGCCUCCGCCGGAGGACACCGGAACGAGUUCAUCGUACUAUAACAACAACACGACCGCUUCAUUACCACCACCUCCACAACCACAAGGGCCGCAGCAGCAACAACAGAACAGUAGCUCAAGUGCGGCUACCAUGACCAACCUGUCCGGUGAUUACAUGUCUGAACUCAAAGAUCUCCAGCACAAAAUCAUGACCCUGCAGGACAACAACGAGCUGCAACGGGUAGUGGAGAUGAUUGCCGCUACCGGGUGCUACGAAAUCACCAGCGCCACCUUCGACUUUGAUCUGUGCGCUCUCGAUCGGCACACGGUACAGCGGCUGCAGGAGUUUUUCGCUACAUCAUGUUCCUCUUGACAGUAAAAUGGGUUUUCUGAGUAGUUGGGAAACCAACAUGAUUCCCUAUUAAAUUAGGAAUUUGAAAGUUUUAAAAGUUUACUCCUAGUCUGUACUAAUCGGUCUUUAUUUUCCUCUUCCGUUUUAUUAUGAUACUCCGUGGUUUUGUAACUCACUGUGAAUAAUUUUUAUAUUUUAUUUAUUUCCUCUUACUUAUCCGCUUAAUUACUCUAUUGGUUAAGCAUUCUUGAAUUAAAGAAACCCGUAGCAACUGUUAGUUGGCACAGUUCUCCAGCACUGAGAAGUUCUUCGCAAUUUCAUAGUGACGUACACAUACUACUAUCGCGAAAGAAAAGAUAAAGAAACGUUCUACUCAUUACAGGUGUAGCAUGUAUUAUGUGGAAAGUUUUAGAACAGAUUGUACAAAGUAAUAUUUAAUACACAAAAUUGAGAUAUGGACAAGGACGUACACUCAAAGACUGGUGUGUUAGUUUAGUGAGUGUGUGUGUAUUUGAAAAUCCAACUGGAUGUACCUUAUACUACCCCAACCCUUAGAAGAUCGAACAUAACAAAAAACAAAUGUUACGUAUCCCGAGUAUAUUUUGAAAAGAUAACAUUGACAUCGUGGCGUUGUCCACGCUUUUCAAAGGUGUUGCUGCCAUUGUACGUAAAAUUGUCCUUUUUGCAGCAAACGUUUUGGACAAGGAUAACAAUCUCCAUCACACUCAGUCGAUGAAGCCUAAAUUGAAAAUAGGUUCACUGUAAAUAUUCAAGCUAAACCGAACUAAUCACAUUAAACAAAAAGUUUGCUUAAGCAUUCAUUUGGCACAAUAAACAUUGAAAUACAUCUCGCGACGAAAAUUAAUUGGCCUAGUUGAAAUUUUUGAACUUUUAUCACCUUAUUCAGUGAUUUCGACAAACUAUUUUUUUUUUGUCAAAAUAAUUCGACCCAACCUUUGUUGUUUUAUUGUUUGUUUUCAGAAAUAAAUUAACUGUACCGUCAUUUCGAUAACCACUGAAUUUUUGAGAAAAAAACCUGCUAAAUUUCUUGACCUACUAAAUUUCUUGAUACAUGCGUUUCAUGAAGAAAAAAGUUCGGUUGAAUUAAUUUUUUUUGGCUCAACUGGUAUUGAAGAUUUGCCUAGCAGUAGUUCAAGAUUUUUUGUCUUAAUUUGAACUUGUUAUUACACAUCGGAUGCGUGAUAAUUCAGGCGAUGGACACCUCAAGCUUCAAAUGAUCUUCUAUUGCAUUAUCAUUUCCUGCAAAGGGCAUUAAAUCCUGUUUGCUAAGAAUUGGUCUCAACUCUCAUGAAAAUGUUACAGCUAUAGAAUAAAAAAAAAGUGGUAAUAUUCCCAAAUACAGCUAAGUCUAACUGAGUCAAAACCAUUAAACACAAAUAAUACAAAAGUAUACAUAAAACGCUGGUAAAUCUAUUUUACAGCAAAACAAAAAACAAAAGCUACACUUGUCAUUGUGUAAAUGUUCGUGCAACAUUAACAUACAGUAAACCAGAUUCGAAGAUACUGAUCGACGUCACGCAAUAUUUGUAUAUUUGUUGGUUACUAUAUUAUAUAUGGUAUAUAUUUAGUUUUAAGUCAGAAGUAGAAUUGUUACUAAUUACCUACAAAAACCCGCAUAAACAAACACACACCAUCCUCAGCAGAAGUGAAACAUCAAGAAGUCGUGUGAUUGCUACUAGUAAGUAUGUAUGUGUGCUACAACAACCAAGAAUUUUAUUACUUAUAUAUAACUGGUGAGAAACAACCAAAAAAUCAGAACAAACAAUAGAACAUUGGAAAUUCUAGCCAUAAGAAUUCUCAAAUUACAACCAUUGGCUGAACAACACAAAUAAAAAACAAAAUCUCUUCCCUCAGCGAAAAAAGAACUAUUUACCGCAAAAUACAGAUUUGUUUAAACACUACUCAACCAAACAACAAUAAAUGAGCACACAUGUAGUAGAGCCAUUUAGCUGAAAGCAUUAAUUCGAUCCCUCGUCGAUGUACCAUUAAGAGCGCAUCAUAGGACAAGUUCAAUGUGUUGGGUGUAGAUUCGUUCGUUGAAUUAUGUGGAAUAAACCUUGGUGGUCUUACCUCUGAACUAAAUUGGAUUAAAACAAAAACUGAAACAAGAAAUACUACACACUUCUUUGUCCCUGAUUUCUCGAUAAGUUUUUGCGCGUCAUUAAUUGAUUUAGGCGUCUUUGGACUGUAAAUCUUUUCACGAAUAAUACGACAAUGUUAAUGAAGAACAAAUAAACUGCUAAUAAAAUAUA